AUGUUAAUUUAUAUAUUUUCAGGAGUAAUAGAGUGUUAUGGAUUAUCUGUAGACUGGAUAUCAAACCAUGUUUAUUGGACAGAUUCUGGUAAAAGGACAGUAGAAAUAGCUAAUUAUGAUGGUUCAGGAAGAAGAUUAUUGGUCAGUAGUGGACUAGAAAAACCGAGAGGAAUAGUGGUUGAUCCUAUUUUCAAAUAUGUAUUUUGGGCUGAUCAAGGUACAAGAAAAAUAGAAAGAUCAGCACUAGAUGGUACUGAAAGACGAGUUUUAGUACCUGAUGGUUUACAAUGGACCAAUCAACUAGCAAUAAGCUAUGCUACCAGGAGGUUAUACUGGUCAGAAUCAGGAGUUCAUACCCUACAUUAUGGUCAUAUUACCAGUAGUAACAGAAGAGAACUUACCUAUUUAAGUGGAUCAGAUGUGUUUGGUAUGGCGGUGUUUGAUCAAGUUUUAUUCUACUCUGAUUGGUAUACUAACAGUGUUUAUAUGGUAGAUAUGAUCACUGGAGAUCAGGAAACUAUAGCUUCACAUCUCUCUAGACCUACCAGUAUAGUUAUAUACCAUCCUACAGAUCUCAAAAAAGAUAAUUUAUGUGCUGAAGAUACCUGUAGUGAUGUUUGUGUACCAGUACCUAGAUCUUACCAUUGUACUUGUCAUCCUGGAUCUAAACUAGCAGCUGAUGGGAAAAACUGUAUUUUAAGUGAGUAA
Messenger RNA from Lottia gigantea (owl limpet), 708 nucleotides. RefSeq lists its product as hypothetical. The transcript has 6 exons. The coding region runs from base 1 to 708 and encodes 235 amino acids. Lineage: Eukaryota; Metazoa; Mollusca; Gastropoda; Lottiidae. The record is from RefSeq and is a predicted model, not a curated record.